AACGCAAUAGUAGAUAAGACGAUGACGACGAGAAAAAGACAAAGAGGUAGAGAGAAUGAGAUAGGGAAAGCAAAAGUGAAUGAUCACUAUAAACCGUACUGCCUAAUUGCUGUGUUGUUUGUUGCUAGCGAGUGUUAAAACACCAUGUUCGGGUGUAAAUCACACAAUUGACAAAUAGAACUAAAAUAAAGUUUGUGUGAACGUCAAAGUAGCAUGAUAGUGUGGCACCGCUGCUACCGACAACGGUGUGCGCUCUAGAAAUGUGCCACAGAGAGAGGGAAGAAGAAGAGCGAUAGAGCGCAUUAGUUUUUAUCUACGAAGGACGAUUUAUGUGUACGCAAUAUGCUCGAGCGCCACCAGCAACAGUGGCAGCAAGCAAUUCUACCGCGGCAAUAAAUUGGAAUAUUUUAAUUUUGAAUUGAGUUACACCGGCACCGCAUCGUUGUCGCUGCUUCAGCAGAAAUGCUGAAUCGACUUUCAUUUUCAUCAUUAAUCAAUUUUUGUCCCUUUAAUAUGAACGAUUUCCAUUUUAAUGCCGCACAAUUUUUAUUCAGAUACUCCCAACAAAGACGGAUUUGUAACAUUUGAACUUCCAGUGUUUGGCCAGACAAAAUUAGUGUGCGAGUGAUAUUUUUUUUUUAUUUGCAUAAAAAAAACAAGAAAGAUAGAAGAAGCAACCAAUCAAUCCCAAACACAAAAAAAACGAAAACGAAAUGCUACCGCUACCUCUUCGAUGAACACGACAAUUUGUAUCGUUUGUUAUCCGCAUAAAGACGAGAACGAGUGUGUGAGAGAGAGCGUUUUUUUUUGCAUAAGAUUAACAGAACCGAAAGAGAAGUUACGAAUUAAUUUGUUUUUUUUUCCUGUGUGCGCACGCUGCGAUAACAUUUUUUUUUUCGGUUAAGUUUGAAACGUGCGUGAUAAGAAAAAAGUGUGUGUUCAUUUCAUCUCAAUUAAAGAAGAAGAAGGAAAAUCAUCAUCUCAUUGUUUGCUGCAUUGUGAUAAAAAGGAAAACGAGUUUCAAGGCGUAUAGAAGACGUGGAAAAAUAAACAGAUACACCAAAUUUCGAAUAUACAAAAAUAGAAGAAUAGAGUAAUAACGAAACGAACGCCGAAAAGGGAGUAAAAAUUCAAUUAGCACACUCUCUACCACAUGGGAAAAGGAACGAAGAAAAAGACUGUGUGGCGUACAUUUUCAUUUGAAAAUGGCUAUACAAAUGACACAAACGAUGCUGAUACCAACGGACUCACUGCAUCACAUCACCAGAAAAACGGUCUGGAUAACGAUGUGUCCAGCCGAUCGUCGAUCAGUAACGGAAAGAUCGUGGCAAAUUGGCGAACGGAACGUCGGUACAGCAGCAGUGGCGGUGAUGAUGAAAAUGAUGGCGAGCCAAAGUAUCACAUCGAUUCAAAUGGCAAUGUGAACGGUUGCACGGAGAAUGGUCAUCGGGCAUUUUAUAAGCGAACACCAUUAGCCGAUAAAUAUCCGUUGCGAGGAAAUGGAUUACGAAAAGCGCCUUCACAUUUCCAAGAGAAUGGAAACAAAACCGAUUUUCAUGAUAUUCAUGACAAUCAAGCGAUGAUGAAAUCAAGUCAAUUUCGAUCGAGUCGUUUGACAAAAGUGCCGGUGACGGACUCACGUCAUGCCAGCCACAAGAAAUGGGAUGGUCGAAACGGUAACUAUAAUUCAAACGGCAUUUUAAGCAAUUAUAGUCGUGGCUUUCGCAAAUCACAUUACGCACAUUCGGAUCAUCAUUCAGCUAAUGAAAUUCAUACCGAUGAGCAUUUUAACGAAAAUGGUUUAGCGAAAAAUGCACGCAAUGCUGAUGACAGUGAUAAAUGUCAAGAUAAAGUGAAUGGUGGCAUCAACUCGGCACAACAACGACCAGAUCAACAUCAACGCAGUCUGCAGCUGAAUAAGUUCAAUGAAGACGAAUAUACUCGAAUAUCGACACCGCGCUCGGAAGUUUUAUUUAAAAAGGGCUAUUUAAUGCGUGACAAAAAGUAUGUCGGACCAACCAAUACGAUGUCAACGACUGCAACCACAUCGUCCAAUGAUUCGGGAUCGGUGAGCGUUGUAUCGAACGAGGAGACCGCAUCGUAUUACAGUAUUCAAUCAAUGAGUCCCGACAAUUCAACCUAUCUCAACGGCAACAACUCCAGCGACAGCACCUCAGCCACAUAUCCAAACGAUGGAUUUGAACACGACUUAUCACUCAUCUAUUCAUCCGGAUUCUACGACAAUAACGGCUAUUUUUAUGUUAACCCCUAUAUUCACAAUAACUUUGACCAAUUCAAUGGUCCAACUAUUCUGAUGCCUUAUGGAACUGCUCCAAACACAAAAGAUGUUGAUGACUACGAUGCUGAUGCUUUCCCUCCGGCUCCGAUGUCACCAGGCACAGGCGAUGCUAAAUCCAUCGAUGAAGAACACGCAAACAAUUACAAUUCAAUCAAUUCCGAAGACAUGUCGAAUAGCUCACUCAGCGAAAAUGUCAGCAUUAACAAUGAUCUAGAUACGCCAAUGAACCCAUUAACACCGCCACCAUCUCCGCUAUCACCAAAUGAAAAGCCCAUCGCCCGUUCCGAAGCACCCGAAAGUGACAAACCGACGGACGAGACUUCAAUAGAAACUAAAAUCGAAAACGAAACCGAUACUCAAAUCGAAACACAAGACGGUCAAAAGAUCACUGAAACGCUGUCUGAUGAACAAGAUGAACUGCCUGAAGCGGAGGGAGAUGCGGUUGUGUCCGACAAUUAUUCGAUGCCAUAUUUUUCACCGUUCAUUUUUGUUCCACCAAUCCCGUUUGUACCAGAUGCUCGUAUGGCUGGUUCGAGACGCGGAAAAUUCCGUCACCAUACAAGCAAUCAUUUUGGCCGACCAAAGAGAAACAAUCGCUUUUCACAUUUUUACAACAAAGUGUAUAUACCAACUAAUUGGAGUGAGGCACCUGAUGAAAUGUCACAGAAUAAUACGAAUGAAGAAGAGGUGGUUGAACCGAAAUUGGGUGAGGAGAAUGCUUUCGAAAAUGCACCCACUCCGACUAUAGAACAAUGUGAUACAAUCUUAAAAACUAGCAAAUUGAACUUAAAUGUUUCCGAAUUUAUACCGCAAAGUAAGCGAAUGAUAUUUGUGCCACUCCCGAUUACACCAUCGCCACCGGCUUCAGUUUAUUUUGUACCGAUUCCAUCCACCGAAAGCACAUUGAAUGUGAACGUUCCUGAAUUCCUACCGAAAAAUUAUAAGCCUGUGAAUGCAGAAGGGGACGAUGGUGAGAUUGGUGAUGAAGCGCCAGUUUCAGUGGCGCCGCCGUCAAAAAUAACGACGACGACGACGACAACGACGGCAAUGACCGCCAACAUCACCACAAAAAUGACGACAAUUACAAACGAAUCAGCUAAAAACCAGAACGAAACGACGAAUAUUCAUACAAAUGGCUUAAAUACAGACACUAAGUGUGCUGCGCAACCAGCAGCAACACUAGAUAAUCAGCAUGUAACAAAUGGUGUGCACACAAUCGCAAGCAAUGCCACGAAAAACGAAAAGAACAACAACAACCACCACCACAAAAGUCAACCUGAUUAUGUCGCAGCGAUAAAGCAAAACGGAGUUACUGUAUCCAUUAUGAGUGAUUUACUUAAAACAAAUAGCGAUAAUCUUAAUUUGGACGCAUGUAGUUUUAACAAUGAAAAUAGUCAUACAAAUUUAAAGGCUGAUUUAGGCAAUAAGAAAAUUACAAAUAAUAUCUCUAAGAACAAAGUUUAUAAAAAUGAUAACUAUUGUAAUGAUAGUGGUAGUAGUAAGAGCACUAAAAUAAUGAAUAGCAAUAAAAAUGCAAAAGCUAGGCAUGCAUAUCCCAAGACAAAAGAGACUCCACAAGAUAAACCAUGCGAUAGUCUGACGACGACGACGAAGACAUCAACGGCGGCAGCAGUGGCCAGCAAAAGUAGUGAUCAAUUAGGCCGUGAUGCUGGUGUUGAAAGUAGUCCAAAAUUGACCGAUGAUGGAAAAGUGAGCGAGAAAAUGAUUGAAAAGGCGGGAUUGACCUAUGCUCAAAUGGUGGUGCCAACAAAAUUGACUGACGUUAAAACCACUCCAGAAAUGACUGAUGCUAAAGUUGCGCACGAACCCAAAGCGGCGACUUCAGUGAAAGUAGAACUGGAGUGUUCAAAACUGUCAAAAUCAUCGAUGAAAAAUGGCAAACAUCCACAACAGCAUAAUCGUAAGAGCCAUGCGAACAAAAAGAAACCCGUACCAGCGAAUCGAAACGAGCGGCCGAAACCAAUCGAAGGUCCGGUUGAAUGGUAUACGGUUGGAGCAAAGGGUAAAAAGCAUGUUGCACCCAAUGGCAGUACGGUUGCCGAAAUUGCAUUUGAAAAUGAGUCAAAAGUGGAAAGAGUCAAUAAAAUUGCCGAAGAAUUGCAGUUGGACAUCAAAAAAGAUGCCGAUUUGGCGAUGGACAUUAUGGAUUCAUUGACCAUUAGCGAGGAGAGGGCCGAUGAAGAUGUGACUGUGAAAGCACCACGGAAGAAGAAAACCACGGUAAAACCCAAGAAAAAGUUAACAAAAGACAAAGUUCACAAGGAACAAAAACGUCGUGCCACAUUUGAUAUCAUUGAACCGAAUUUCGAAAGUCCAAAGAACGAAUCACAAUCAACGGAAGAAACAACAACUGCCCAAGAGGAAGAGAUUGCUUCGGAACACAAUGUAGAUAGUGUUGAGCCAGAUGAAAAAGACGCAACCGAAUCAUCGCUCGAUAGUUUUGUAUUUGAUCCAAAUGUUUUUGCUACACCGUGCAAUUUGCAAAUAGAUUCGUUACAACGAUCGGCCGGUGGAAAACUGGGCAAUUCAUUGCGAUUAUCCACCGGAAAACCGGUACGAAAUUUAAUCAAUACAUUUGAUAUUUAUCAACAAGAUUUUACAUCCGUUGAAAAUCAACAGCUAAAACAAGAAGAAGAAAUGGUGAUAAAAAUUCUGCAACAACUCAAUAAAUCCUUCGAUGGCAAAGACACACCGCAAAAGGAUGAUAAAUUGGUUGAAAUUGUUCCGGAUGUAUUGCACGUUGAGACCGAAUCGAUGACGGUGCAUCAAGACACAAUGGCGGCCAGGGAGAAUAGCGUCGAACGAUUUGCCAUCAAUGCAAAGCCAUAUCAAAAUGUUUACUCGUCGAACCAUUUUUUAGAGCAUUUUUUUGGCGAUAGGAACGACAAAUGUGACCAAUUCGUUAUUUCUACAGACCUAUCGUCAAGCGAUCAAUCCUAUGUAGAAGAAUAUGUUGAUGAUGAUAUGCCCGCAAAUUUAAAUACGUAUCCAGCCAUUGGCAAUGAAGAAGAAUCAAUUGCUAAUGAAAACGGUCAAACGGAAAUCGAGCAGAAAUUGCAUGCAAAUGGAUUUGAAUGUGAAGGAAAAUCGAUUGAACGUGAAAUUGAGAGCGCAAGUGAAUCGAUUACGGAUGACAUUGAAAAAAAUGAAUGUGAAGAGCACGCAUAUGAAAACGAAACGGCAGAACAAUCAAUUCAAAAUGGCAUUGAACGCAAUGAUGAAUGUAUUGAAAUUCAGCCGGAGUCGAUCAAAAGCGAAACUGGAGAAGAAAAUGAACUGAAUCAAAUUGAAAUUAAGUCACAAAGCGAAAUCGAACAAAAUAUUGACGAGUCAAAGGAGGACCUUUUGAAUAUUACCAAGGCACUUGAACAAAUAUUACAACGACGGUCGGAAGUUGAAUCAAAGGUUGAAGAAAAAUUGCAACAUGGAACUCAAGAAGCAGCUAGCGUGGUCCAAAGUCAAGAGUCUCAAAAAUUGGAACAAAAAAAAAUGGAAGCUCAAAAGUCAGAUGAGGAAAUUGAGAAGUUAGACGUAAGCAUUGGAUCGCAACAAACAGUUGAAGACAAUGAAAAUGUGCCCGAAGUUCAAAUCGAAAAGAAAUUUGACGGGGAACAUUUGACUGAAACACAAUCCGACACCAUCGACGUACUUGAACAAAAGACAGAAACACAAGUAUUUGAAGUCGCUGAAAAUGAAGAUUCAAUAAAACCAAUCGAAGACACGUCAACUGAAUCGAUCACCAUGAGUAAAGUAAAUGUACCGAGUGAGGAAUUGAAUGGAGACCCUGCUCAAUCGUUCGGCAACAAAUCGACCGAAUCGAAUUGCAAUGAGCCCGUUUGUCAUGAUCGAGAAUCAGUCAGCUUUGAAGAAAUUCAAAAUGAAGCGAAUGAAUCGAUCUACGACAAUCAAAUCGAACUGAACCUUCAUGAAACAGUAUCAGUUUCCCGUGAAAUGGAAUCAAUCUCUCCCGCAACCGUUCUAUCUUGUCAUGAACAAACUGAAUCCGUUUGCGAUGAAUCAAUAAAAUUGAUUUGUGAAGAGCCUCAACCAGUCUGCGAGAAGUUCCAGAAAUCUGUGGCGUCGGUACAAAUUGAAAUUCAGCCAGCAACCGAUGAAUGUGCAAAUGAACCAAAAGACAAUGCAAUGCUCGAAAUCGAGACAGAGCCAAUCUCGCUGGAAACCGAAACCAGUUCAAUCGAAACCGAUCCCCAUGAUGUUGCCUCAUCGGUGUCAUGCAAUCAAUCGGUCAAGUCAAACUCGAGCAGUAGCACGCGACCAUGGUUGCGUAUCGUUGACACACACAUAUUGCAACAGCAAAAGAAAAUCCAGCAAACAUUUCCAAUAACGACCGCUGUUUCGAUGUGGUUGAAUCAGGUGCAAAAAGAGAAAACGCCCGAGCCAAUCUUCCGAAUGCCUGGUGACAAUCGAUUUUUCAGCGCCGCCGCCGCCGUUGCCGCUAUCGCAUCGACAAAGUAUAAGAAACAAGACAGCCAAGCGAGCCACAGCAACAGCAGUAUUGAUUUGACAGAGGAUACUGCAAGCGUGAUCAGUGAUAGAUUCCACAUAAAUGACGACGAAGAGGAGGACAUCAUGAAUUUCUGGGAAUCUCCGACACUAAUGACACCACAGUCACCCACACCGCCUCCCAUUUACAAUAGCUUGUACGGCUCUAGCAUAAAUUAUGCAAAUUUAAUAUCGAAUAAAAACGAGCUUCUAUGCAAUAAUAUUAUCGAUUAUGAAGCAGCCAACGGCGAACAAGGUGGGACACAUGAAAAAUCACACAGCAAAAAUGGCUUCAAUCAAAAUAAUACAGCGGAUGCAGCCAAACCUGGCAUUGAUGAAAAAUGCUACCGGCCACCGCCCGAAGUAUGUUGCACCAUAAUGUAGCAUUAAAUCAAGAUGAAAGAGAAACGAAUACAACAACUCAAUCCACCCCUUACAUCCCAUCAUCCCAAUUAGUCGUAGUUGAUCAACUAUUUACAGAAGAAAAAAAAAACGAAAUACAAAACAUUAAAUCAAUUUACAUCAAACGGAAUUGAUCAGAGAAAAGACACACGAGAUAAAAAGAGUCCAAGAUGAAGAGAUCAUUUGUUAUCGGAUUGUUUUCGUUGAUCCACAAAUUAUUAGGUUGUUAAGUGCUGUGCAGGACAUAAGGAAUUAUAGCUAUUUGCUGGGAAUUUUCGCUAUUCCAACACAUUUCUUUUUUUCACACAUACACAACACACCAAAAUGUGUUUGAACUUAUUUUUUGUUUCUUGUUUACAUCCAUUUGACUUGAUUUUUGUUCGGAAAUAAAACAGGAAAAUUGUAUAAUGUUAUUUACAAAACACACACAUACACACACAAAUACACAUUAGAUACACAUUAUAACCGAGAACACGGUCAAGCCAUCACCACCAUUUGUUAUGCACAUUUUUGCAAAAAUCGAAAAAAUACACUUAUUUUUAAUUGUUGAAGGUUAUUGAAACUAAUAUUCAAAAUUAUCUAAAUAAACGUUUAAAAAAAAUAUUCUCUUUUGCCGAAUA
This is a messenger RNA of Sitodiplosis mosellana (orange wheat blossom midge), 7845 nucleotides long. RefSeq lists its product as uncharacterized. The record is from RefSeq and is a predicted model, not a curated record. The coding region runs from base 1154 to 7207 and encodes 2017 amino acids. The transcript is spliced from 12 exons. Lineage: Eukaryota; Metazoa; Arthropoda; Insecta; Diptera; Cecidomyiidae.